CACGCCCAUCGGGCUGAGUGAACGGAGGGCCGGGGUCCCGGGGCCACCGGCGUGAAAUGUCGCGUGCUUUUGGUGCUCCCGGAUUCGUGGUCCCUGGGUAAAGGACUCGGCUGUCUGUAUUACCCUGGGGAACCUACUUAAGGAGAUUGGGGCGGCCCUGGGGAGGUAGGAGAGUCCUCCGCACUGUCCCAGAGCCGCGGACCGAGUGUCCUCCCUCAGUCCCGGAGCGACGCUGCGCCAAGCGGCCGAACACCGAAGAUGUGGAAGCUGAGCCGGAGCCGGGUGCUUCUGGACGAGGCCCCCGAAGACGAGGAUGGGUUUCGAGGGGCACAGCAGACUUCAGCUGCCGCUCCGGCGCCGGUGAGGGCACGCGUGGGGGCGCAGGGAGCAAGCCUCAGAGGUUGGAAAGAAGUGACUUCUCUGUUUAAUAAAGAUGACGAACAGCACCUGAUCCAGACGUCCAAAUCUCCCAAGUCCAAAGGAAGUAGUCUCCGACUAAAAGAGGAGUUGAAGGCGGAGAAGAAAUCAGGAUUUUGGGACACUUUGGUUCUGAAACAGAAUGUCCAGCCUAAAAAACCAGACCAGAUUGAAGGUUGGGAGCCUCCCAUACUUACUGCUGAGGACGUGGCGGCUGACACCGAGGAUGGCAGCAGUGGCUGCCCACCCUGGUCUGGCUGGGAGGAUGAUACCAAGGGCUCUACCAAGUACACCAGCCUGGCCAACUCAGCUAGCAGCUCCCGCUGGAGCCUCCGGUCAGCAGGGAAGCUAGUCAGCAUCCGGCGACAGAGCAAGGGCCACCUGACAGACACCUGUGAGGAGGUGGAAUGAACCGAAGGGGCUUCACUGUGACAUCACAUGCUUUUAGGGUUGGCCAAGCCUGGUGGCCCUUCCACUAGUACACCAUUAAUUUGUUGAGCCCUCUCGUAGUCAAGGAAAGGGAUCCGCUGA
Messenger RNA from Phodopus roborovskii (desert hamster), 948 nucleotides. It is a transcript of the gene Tdrp, whose product is annotated as testis development related protein. The record is from RefSeq and is a predicted model, not a curated record. Bases 259 to 828 code for a protein of 189 amino acids. NCBI's taxonomy places the organism in Eukaryota, Metazoa, Chordata, Mammalia, Rodentia, Cricetidae. The transcript has 4 exons. Gene Ontology annotation, biological process: spermatogenesis. Gene Ontology annotation, cellular component: cytosol; nucleus.